Strongylus vulgaris is the source of this 351-nucleotide messenger RNA. Lineage: Eukaryota; Metazoa; Nematoda; Chromadorea; Rhabditida; Strongylidae. The record is from the annotation of a GenBank genome assembly.
AUGCCCUAUUGUAACUUUUUUGAUGAUGCAGAUACAUAUAAUCCAUUGCCACUUGAUCCGCCAUAUUUCAUACCUAACCACCUUAUCACCGUAAAUAUAUUCACAGAUAAUCAAGGUUUUGCUUUCGUUGAGUUAGUAAAAAACGAUUGGAUGGUGAUAGUAAUCGCUAGCGAAAUGGACAACUUAGCUGUUAAUCAUCCGGAGACAUCCACUGUGGAAUUGUCUCAACCAUUAAACGCGGAUUUAGAUGUACCACCUGGAUUUGAAAGCACAAUUCCCGGGGCAUCCGCUUCUACAAAACCUGAGCCUGAUCAACAUCGGCGUGGACGUGGUCGAGGAGGACGUCCUCAU